GCCUACUAACUGAUUAGAAAAUGAAUAUGGAGUCUUUGGCAGCUUUUCCUGAUGGAGAAUGGGACUUUAGCAGAAUGUUCUCAACAGAAGAUCAGCUUGAUUUCACUUCAGAAUUGCACUUUACUAACCCAUCAGGAUUUCCCUUAUCAAAUCCUGAAGCUAAUGAGAGUCUGUUUUAUUCUUGGAAUACUCUCAAUCCUUAUUUGCAUUUUAUUUCUCAGGAAAAUAGUAGCAGCAGUAACUCUAGCAGUACUAGUAUUUUGCCUUCUCCCAACCAUCAAAAUCACUUGUUUAACAAUUUUCCAGCAACAAACGAUAUCUCUACGUCCAUGGAUUUUUGUAUCAUGGAUGAGAGGAAUCCAGGCUCAUUUCUCGCUAUGUAUCCUGAAGUUGCAAUGGCAGAAAUGGGAAAUUUAGAUGAGAAUCAGCCACCAGGAGCUGAUGCUGUUUCUGCAAAGGAAUCGCAGCUGAAAAGAAAAUUUGAUGUCUCAGAAUUAGAAGUUAAUCCAUCAGAUAGCGCAAAGAAAAAAACCCGGGUUACGAAAGAUGUUCAGAAGAGUAACAGAAAUGUAAAAUCGAACAAAAACCGAAAAUUGAUCACUCCGAAUUGCAAUCCUGAAGAAGAGAUUAAUGCUGGACCAGAUGUACAGGCCUCUAGCAGUUGCAGUUCAGACGGAGAGAAUGCCUCUCAGGAUUCUAAUGAUUGCAAAACUCUCAAUUCCAAUGGCAAAACAAGAGCAAGUCGUGGAUCUGCUACCGAUCCCCAGAGCCUUUAUGCACGGAAAAGAAGGGAGAGGAUAAAUGAGCGAUUGAGAAUUUUACAGACUCUUGUUCCUAAUGGAACAAAAGUUGAUAUUAGUACAAUGCUAGAGGAGGCAGUACAUUACGUAAAGUUUUUGCAGCUCCAGAUCAAGCUUUUGAGCUCAGAUGACCUGUGGAUGUAUGCUCCGAUUGCUUACAAUGGCAUGGACAUUGGCCUUAACCAGAAGAUCUCCAUGCUGCUAUAA
Molecule: messenger RNA, 1007 nt
Organism: Jatropha curcas
Lineage: Eukaryota; Viridiplantae; Streptophyta; Magnoliopsida; Malpighiales; Euphorbiaceae
Product: transcription factor bHLH84
Biological process (GO): regulation of transcription by RNA polymerase II
Cellular component (GO): nucleus
Molecular function (GO): RNA polymerase II cis-regulatory region sequence-specific DNA binding; DNA-binding transcription factor activity, RNA polymerase II-specific; protein dimerization activity
Source: RefSeq, a predicted model, not a curated record